Plasmodium berghei ANKA is the source of this 1590-nucleotide messenger RNA. Its product is annotated as EH domain-containing protein, putative. NCBI's taxonomy places the organism in Eukaryota, Apicomplexa, Aconoidasida, Haemosporida, Plasmodiidae. The transcript has a single exon. Gene Ontology annotation, biological process: endocytosis; endosomal transport. Gene Ontology annotation, cellular component: plasma membrane; cytoplasm. The record is from RefSeq and is a predicted model, not a curated record. Gene Ontology annotation, molecular function: GTP binding; protein binding; calcium ion binding. The coding region runs from base 1 to 1590 and encodes 529 amino acids.
AUGAAGAAGUUGCUAUAUAGAAACGACGAAGAGACAGUUGUCUAUGAUAAUGUAUUAGAAGGACUAUAUUCAUUAUAUAAAACAUAUAUUUUAGAAUUAGAAAAUGAAUUUAAUUAUUACCAUUUUUAUAAACCACUUCUCACAAGUGGUGACUUUUUAUCAAAACCUAUGAUAUUAUUAUUAGGACAAUAUUCAACAGGAAAAACAACAUUUAUUAAGCAUUUAAUAGAAAAAGAAUAUUGCGGAAUGAGAAUAGGUCCAGAACCAACUACAGAUAAAUUUGUCGCAGUUAUGUAUAGUGAAAAAGAACAAUUAAUACCUGGUAAUGCAUUAGUUAGUGAUAUUACUAAACCUUUUUCACAAUUAGAAAGUUUUGGUAAUAGUUUUCUUUCAAAAUUAGAAUGUUCAAAUACAAAUAGUGACGUAUUGAAAUCUUUAACAAUUAUUGAUACUCCCGGUGUAUUAAGUGGAAUAAAACAAAUAAGUCGAGGGUAUGAUUUUGAAAAAGUUAUAUAUUGGUUUGCACAAAGAGUUGAUUUAAUUUUGUUAAUUUUUGAUGCACAUAAGUUAGAUAUAUCUGACGAAUUUCGAAGAUGUAUACAAGCAAUAAAAGGACAAGAUUCAAAAAUUCGUAUUAUUUUAAAUAAAGCUGAUACUAUAAAUACACAACAAUUAAUGAGAGUAUAUGGAUCAUUGAUGUGGUCAUUAGGUAUUGUUAUAAAUACACCUGAAGUAAAUAGAGUUUAUAUAGGAUCAUUUUGGGAUCGGAAAUUAAUGUAUGAUGAAAAUAGAAGUAUUUUUGAAGAUGAAGCUUCUGAUUUAUAUAAAGAGCUAUCUAAAAUUCCAAGAAAUUCUACUAUGAUCAGAUUAAAUGAUUUUAUAAAACGUUGUAGAACAUUAAAAGUUCAUAUUUAUUUAUUAACUCAUUUAAGACAAAAAUUACCAUAUUUUAGAAAAGAUUAUAUAAAAGGUAGAUUAAUCAAAUCUUUAGAUAAAAUAUAUGAAGAUGUUGCAAGAGAAAAUAAUUUACCACUUGGUGAUUUUCCACCUGUUCAAUUUAUGAAAGAAAAAUUACAUGAUAUUGAUUGGAUGAAAAUACCAAAAUUAGAUACUAAAAAAAUUGAAAAAAUAAAUAAAGUAUUAAAUGUACAUAUACCACAAUUAUUAGAAAUGAUUCCAAAAGAGUCUGCUACUGUUGAUAUGUAUAAAGUUGGAAUAAAUGAAGGUACUAUUGUUGAAAAUAAAUUAACACCAUUUUUAGAGUUAACUUCUGGUGAAAUACCAUUAUGGGUUAAACAAAAAUAUUUAUUAAGUCCUAUAGAUACUUCAAAAUAUUCAGAAGAUUUUUACAAACUUGGUCCAAAUGAUUUUGGAAAAUUAUCAGGAGAACAAGUCAAACCUGAUUUGAUUAAAAGUAAAUUACCAAGUUCAGUUCUUCAUAAAAUAUGGAAUUUAGCAGAUAUAACAAAAGAUGGAUAUCUUGAUCUUUUCGAGUAUUCGCUAGCUAGACAUUUUAUCGAAAUGAAAGCUGAAGGAUUUGACUUACCCUCCAAAGUUCCUAAAGAUAUGAUAAAUUCUCACGAGUAUUAA